Messenger RNA from Drosophila elegans, 1066 nucleotides. RefSeq lists its product as uncharacterized. The transcript has a single exon. Lineage: Eukaryota; Metazoa; Arthropoda; Insecta; Diptera; Drosophilidae. Bases 60 to 1064 code for a protein of 334 amino acids. The record is from RefSeq and is a predicted model, not a curated record.
AAUAAGAGACAGUUGUUGAUUGUCUCUUGUGAAAUACAUUUAUACAUUUACAAAAAAAAAUGUUAGUGCUAAGAGUGCUUUUUGCUUUAAAUAUAAUAGUAUUCGGAACUUUUGAUGGAGAGUGUGCCGUAAUAAAUAAAGAUAAUUCACUUAUUGAAGCUCAAUCGAUUGGACGAAUUGUGAACCGCAUAAGUCACAAAGAAAUUAUACAGAACAACGGUUAUGUAAAUGAUAUUACCAGAGCAUCAAACGUUGAUCAGGGAUACCCAUGUCCCCAUUCAUCUGAUAUACCUAAAAUAAAUAGUUUUCAAGAACCUCAAAUCAAUGAAAACCCAUCAGUUACGAAUUUCGGCAGCUCGUAUAUAAACAGUCAAUCAACACAUCAUUCUACUGAUUUUCAAUUGCAAAUUCAGAGCUCACGACCAGCUCAGCACAUUCACUACCAUUAUAUUGUGCCCAAUACUCCUGCAAAGCCGAUAAUAAAUUAUGUAUCUCAAUCCGAUGCCAACGCCUACAAUGUAAAUUCGGACAGUAAGCCCUAUUCCUCUAUUGAUCCGCAACAACCAUCACAUAUUAAUGCAAAUAAUCUACACUCUACCAAUCGAGUUGAAGAACCCCAGGUUAACCCAUUAUACUCAGCUGUGGACAAUAGUGGUUACCUUUACGAUUCCCCAGAUGAGCACCAGGGUCAAGCUUCUGAAAGCACAUCGGUUUACGAAUCUUUAAGAGAUACGGAUUCGGGCCAAGUCUUAAAAGAAGAACCUCAAGAACAACAGGAGGCUAUACUUAAAACAAAUAUUCCACAAGUACCCCAAAUACAGAAAAUGCAAGAAGCCAAUAGCACAAAAAAACCGGAGGUGUACUUUAUUAAAUACUACGACGAUAAAGAUACUACAACAACUAGUUCUCCUGAUUUACCGAAAAUAAAUGACACCCUAAAUGAGUUUUCGGACGGCAGUGGCUUAAUAGAUAUAAGGGCAGGCGUUGAAGAAAUUCUGGAUAGCCAAAUAGAGGAUACCAUGCCCUAUAAUGAACAUUCAGCAUACAAUGUUCCGCUGAACUAACA